AUGGUCAUAAUCGAUAAGAGUGGAGAUAACGACGGCUCGACUGUAACCGUAGUAAUGAUUACAUUGCUAUCUAUGGCUGUCAUCGGUAUAUCUGUGGUAUCGGCGCUGCUCUUCGUGAGGGCCCGUAAACGACAUGACACGCAAACCAUCACUGGAUUCACAUCAAAGUCCAGUGAUGACAACAGUUACACCGACCUGGAUUUGAACGGUCACCAGACGUACAACAACUUAAAACGACCCGAUUUAAACAUCUCGAUGCAUAAUAUACAGGAUCUGGUCCACAGCCAACUGUUGCCGCACCGGACCGCUCGUCACACUAUGGAAAAUGGCUAUCAAUUAAGUUUUUAUGACAAUAACCGCCAAAAUCCUAAUGUGUUUGACUUGAGACGGAUGUCGAUGAGG
Molecule: messenger RNA, 402 nt
Organism: Medioppia subpectinata
Lineage: Eukaryota; Metazoa; Arthropoda; Arachnida; Sarcoptiformes; Oppiidae
Source: the annotation of a GenBank genome assembly